This is a messenger RNA of Cuscuta epithymum, 893 nucleotides long. The record is from the annotation of a GenBank genome assembly. Lineage: Eukaryota; Viridiplantae; Streptophyta; Magnoliopsida; Solanales; Convolvulaceae.
AGUAGUGAGGGAGUCGGUGCUACGCCUACGAUAGCAUUUGAGGAGCGAUUUACGGGAGUUCCAGUCUACGCCCUCAGCAAUCGUAGUCAAGAAUUCGUUUUAGUUUCUGCGGGGAAUAGCAAAGCAAGUCUCGGUUUGUUUUGCUUUGGUGAAGCGGAUGCCAAAGCUCUCCUUCACCAAAUGGAGUGCAUGGAUCCUUCUUUGCACAAUAGUUAUCAAGUGGUACCCGUGGCACUCAAAGAGGUGAUCCAGCUUAAAGUAGAUGGGAUGGCUUUUAGGUUGAUUCCCGAGGCAUCCCAAGUAACGAAUGCAAUUAAGGAGCGUCAAAGAAGUGGUAUAUCUGAUAAUACGUUUACUGGGGUUCCAGUUUUCCAGGCAUAAAGCUUAGUCUUGAGGGGAGAAAACACAAGAUAUCGUCCACUUUUCUUUAGAAAGGAGGAUCUUGAGAAGUUUCUUUCUAGAGCUUCCAAGGAGCAGAAUGUAUUCAAUCCUGCAUUGAAGGGAGAUAUUCAGGUUGCUGCUCUUGAGGAUAUAAUACAAGGGAUGAAGGACAGCUCAAUAUCAACAUGGAAUGAUGUUGUUUUCAUCCCUCCUGGUUUUGACGUUUCCACCACUUCUCCCCCAAGGUAACCUGACCUUUGCCUGCGCUCCGUUUUGGCACCUCUUGGAAAGAAGUCAAGAACACAGUCAUCUUUUACGUUGAAGUAGGACAACUACUAGUUUAGUAGCAGUGUUUCCUAUCUCUGCUCUUCACAUAGAGUAUCAUUUUUAUCUUCUCAAAUCUCAAAUUGGUUUGACAUUUGUAAAGUAAUUAUGUUGGUAAGUUCAUAUAUGUCAAUGAGAUUAUUGAUUUUGAUGAAUGAUAGUGAAAUGUCGCUGCAAAUUGAUGGUUA